UCUCUAUGAGUCAGUAAACAAAACCCGUCAUAAUCAAAAUUCAAAAUUCAAUGUAACAAUAAUUUAUGUAAGCGUUUUUUAAAGUUAAUUUUGGUCUAAAUCGAAAUUAUUAGUAGAAAUGGCAUUAAAUCCAGGUAAGAAGGGUAAUCCCCAAAAAACAGUUCCAGCAAGUAAUGCUGAGAUCAACAGAACAAGUAGCAAAGCGCCAAGGACCAGCAAGAGAAUGAGUAGCAUCAACCAAGUGAACAAUGCUAGAGCCAGCUCUACAAACAAUGCUCGGCUCAGCACUCGGGUCAACCUCGACACAGGGGCAAGUGGAGAUGUAGACCACGAGGAAAAAGUAGAGGAAGAAGAAGAAAAAGUCCCUGAUGUGGAACUGAUAGUGGACGGAUUUGGCUUCAUGCCCGGCCACGGCAAGCGUCGUCACUCGAGAAUGGGAGAAGAGGCGUCGAUAGAGAGUCCUUGUGCCUCGAGCACUAAUGUUGACAUCGUCAGGAGGUAUACUUGGAGGACUAGAAACAGAAUGCUAGUACAGCUCAUAUCAUACGGUGCAACCUUUACCACAAUCCGCGUUCCAGACAAGAAAGGAAUACCUGAAGAUGUAAUUGCUGGGUUUGAUACUUUAGAAGAGUACUUUCAAAGACAAAAUCCUUAUUUCGGGGCGACCAUCGGCCGUUAUGCGAACUAUAUUUGUGAGGGGACAAUGGUAGUCAGACCUUCAGGUCGCCUCUACAUGCUCAGCCAGAACAAACACCAUCACCAUUAUAACGGAGGAUACAUUGGCUUUGAUAAAGUGAACUGGAGGUCAUACGUUUCUGGCAACAAGGUCAUCAUGAGCCACGUUUCUGAACGCUUCAGCGAGGGUUACCCAGGCACCGUGCUGGUCCAGUCCUGCUUCGAGGUCACCUGCGACAACACCAUCAAGAUCGAAAUGAAGUGCACCACUAGCGAACCCACCAUCAUCAACCUUAGUAUUUGCCCCUACUUCAACUUGGCUGGACAUCAAGCGGGAAAUGAAGAGAUGCUGGACCACAUAAUUACUAUAAACGGUGAUAAGUUUACACCUACUGCUGAUGAUGGCCUUCCAACAGGAGAGAAAAAAGUUGUCGGAGGUACAGCUUAUGACUUUAGAGUUCCAAGAAUGCUGAAGGUAAUGAUGCCUAAAAUCCCCAUGGGGGGUUACGACCUGAACUAUUGCAUUACAAAGGGAGUUGAGCAGGAGCUGACAUUCCAUGCAAGAGCUGUUCAUGCCAGAACUGGCCGAGUGGUGGAGGUGUACAGCAACCAGCCCGGCAUGCAGUUCUACACGGGGAACAACCUGCCAGACCCUGACAAAAUUGUCGAACUAUUGCCUGGUGAGGAAGACGAGAUGGGUGAGGCGUGGGAGGUAAAAGAGGAAGAAAUGGUCGAGGCAGCGGAAGCCAGCGAGGCAGCUGAGCCAGUCAUGACGAGGGCACCAAGCCAGGCAGCUGAGGCCGCAAAGGCGACGGCAGCUGAGUCGAAGAGUAGCACGAGUGAAGAGGAAAGCGAGUUGCUGAGUGAACGCAGCGUGGCUGGUGAAUCUUCUGAGGGCAGCCGAGGGGUCGGCUACGUCCCGCUGUAUGGCAAGGGGAAUGCAUUGUACAUAAGACACGGCUUCUUCUGCUUCAUGCCUCAGAAUUACCCAGACGCUGUCAACCAUAAAAACUUCCCAAACUCCGUGUUGAAUCCUGGCGAAGUUUACGUCCACAAAAUCGAAUAUAAGUUCGGAUUACUACUAGGAAAAUUUGUUUAAUGUGAUAAUUUAUGUGAAUAAGUAAAUAAUAAAAUUGUAAACGUUGUUUA
Plutella xylostella (diamondback moth) is the source of this 1824-nucleotide messenger RNA. Its product is annotated as galactose mutarotase. Gene Ontology annotation, biological process: glucose metabolic process; beta-D-galactose catabolic process via UDP-galactose, Leloir pathway. Lineage: Eukaryota; Metazoa; Arthropoda; Insecta; Lepidoptera; Plutellidae. Gene Ontology annotation, molecular function: aldose 1-epimerase activity; carbohydrate binding. The record is from RefSeq and is a predicted model, not a curated record.